AGCAACGAUUCUUGGUUCAAAAAUCACCCGUGUUUCUUUCAUCAAUUAAUUAAGCAAGUGAGAUUACAAGGGACUUAUAUUGCAUUCAUCACGCGAAACGCUUUCUGGGGAUCUUGAAUGGCGCGGAACAGGCGGAAUGCUCUCCCUGUGAUCUUAGAACCCAUUUCACAUCCCGCAGAGCAUAUCGCACAUACGCUCGAAGAAGAAACACGUCGCAGACAUUCAACCGGCAAUGCCAUGCCAUCUCCUGAGGUUAGUAAGACUAAAUUAAGUUAACGUUUAUAAGAAAGGAUGUGUCUCCACUUCCCGUAUUGUAUAAAUCAUUGAUCGAGUAUAGGCGUUUGUUAAUUUGUUUCACGAUGCGGACCAAAUCGACUGUAGUCUAUAGACUGAUGUAUUCCAAAUGAGACAUAUCAUCAGCGGAUACAUAGACUAUCUUGAAGACUAUUAACCUCAACUGACUAAUUACCUUAGCAGUAAGAAUUUUUGAUUGUACAAUGCUUUUUGUUUUGUCAUUUAUCUCGAAAUUCCACGACAUUGUUUCCCUGCCUGCUGCUUGUUCAUUCCAGGCAUGAUUUUCUUUUGACUAAUAGUUUUGGGAUUACGUUUUCAAUAACUUUCUUUAGAUUGACACCUUUUUGAGAAAUAUUUCACGCAGUUAAUUACUUAUUAAUUGCCUUUGUUAUUUGUUCCUUCCAUUAACAGCCAAAAAAUUCUUUCAUUUAGUGUGACGGUACUUUGUCGUUGACAGGAAGAAAGAGAUUUAUCUAAGCACACGCUUUCUUCGCCUUAGAUUUACAUAUAUCGUGCAUCAACUGUUUCUACUGUACGCACUGACUGUCUUCAGCUUAACGAGUCGUUUAUAAGGAAUGUUUAAAGUAAAUUCACUGAUCAGAUAUUUCAGAGACGGUUUAGACUACUGCAGAAUAUCUUUUUCCAUUUUUGGUUCUUCCGUAAGACGACCUCUCCAAUAACUGACCUUAUCAACACAAAGAUCAUAAAAAAAUAUUGUCCAUAUUCCAACGCAGCAGGGGAGGAAAUUUUUCCCUCUUACUUCGCUUCCUUUCUUUGCUCUUUUAUAUUACGUCACCUUUUGCGUGCUGAGUUAUGAAGUGUCGGGUAAAUAUGGAUACAGAAGAAUCUUUUUCUCUCUUAUUUAUAUCAACUUAUGACAUAACUGAGGCAUCUUACUCGAUCUUAAAUGUAAACACAAAACCCAGUGAUGGAUUUUUUAACUGUCGCGUGAUGCUGCGAUGUCAACAUAGCAUAAUCCACUUGUCGACUUAACCGCAACAGUUAUUCGAAAACAGCUUUUUGUUCUCUCUCGUGCUUAAACUUGUAAACUGUAACUGAAAAGGUGAACCUAGAGUUAAAUUGGAAACGAAGUAAAAUUCAUUGGUUUCUUAAAACGCUGUUUUGCACAAUCCAGGAAAAUGCGCCGUGAACUGAAUCGAAGGUUUGUGGCAGUCUUUUGUUGUGUUCGAUCGUUAACACCACUGAUGUAUGACCCACACAAAUGACUUCUCUACCUUUCUGUCCGCCUACACUGAUCCCACGCUAUGUUCGUCUCCCAGCUCUACCAAAAAAGCUGCCAAAAUCAUAGCUCUCCUAGAAAGCUUUCAAUUUUAAGCUUUUUUGGCAAUCCCACAAGUAAAGGAAAUUUAUGAUUCCCUGGGGAAGAAGUUUUUGAAUGUUAACCGAUUCAUUAAUUGUAGAGUCAUGUUAAAAAAGAUAAUGUGAAAUCAUUUCUGAACCGGCAAAUUUUGUUUGAGAAAGAUCAUAUCCAAGCUAACAACAUAACGGAUUUUAGAUUCCACGAAGCUCAGGAUAAUAUUAAUGCUUUUGUAUACUGAAACAUUAACGGUAUUGGUUUGAUAUUGCAGUUCUUUGUAUGAGCAAAAUCAAACAAAAACAUACGUAAAAACAUUAUGACUUCGCCGUCAAUCGUGUUUAGCACGAAGUGCCAACUUGCUGUGGAGACUUGAUUGUUUUCAAACGUAACAGCUGUGUCACGGCUUCUUUUAGCUCGGUUCUAGUUCAUUAUCUUAUAAAGCUUUAGGUUUUAAAACAAGGACCGACUGACGAGAACGAGAUUUUCCCAAUAGAAUGAAGUAGAGCGAGCACGUAAACCAACGUCAUUUUGGCGGGAAGAUGUUUAGCCAUCGUCAUUCUACUACGAGUUUUAGUGAGAAGGUCGUAGACUCUUAGUGGUGAAAACAAGUUAUCAAAUGUUAGAAAUUUUAUAACUUUGUAGCAUCGGGAGAGGGCUUUACCUCCUUCAACGGAAAUAAGCGUAUUAACAUUUGUGGUGAAAAAAAGUACAAUGAGGCUUUCCGGGGUGUCUAUUUUUAGAGAAUAGUCGAGAAAACGUGUCGCCCUCGAAUCUAAAGCUCUCUAUUGGUCCCGGUACUUAAUAUUAGCGACGAAAUUGCUGGCUAAUUAAAAAUUCACAGCUUCAUUUCAAACUAAUCUGUCUCCCAAGCAUUAAAGUAUAAAACGUUACAGACAGCUAAAAUAUACUUUGAAAUACUGCCAGGCUCGAGAGAACAAGUUUAAAAACUUCAAGUGCAAUCCGUUUUAAUCUUCUUCAAGUUGGUCCCCGGUCAGUACCUUCUUUUGUACUCUGUGUUAUUUAAACCUACUUUUGAUGUUUUGAGCUGUUAUUUCUUUGUUUCACUCAAUUUGGAGGCAGCUCCAACUGCUUCAAUUUUGAAGAAUUUCUAGACUGCGAGCAGUCUCUUAUUUUUCUAAACUUUUAACUGCACGAGAAACCCAAGCACGCGAGCCGCGAUAAACGAGGGCGUAAGCCCGAGAAGGAAAAAUCUCGUGAUGACACACUGACUCCUUUACGAUGAACAACGGGGACAAUAACAACAAAUGAACAGGUUUUAAUAAAGUUUAACCACAAUUUGCGCGAGCGUCACAAUUUUUGGUUCAUCUUUAUUGCCGCCACCGCAAUGACGACGACAUGAAGUUUCCGGAUGCGUCGUUACAUCUUAACAGAGGAAGUGAAAACACAAGACGUCGAAUUUUCUUUCUUUUAAUAUCUGUUUGGUACGGUCUUAUAAUUCCAAUUAUAGGAAAAUUCGGCUACGUUUGACAAAUUGAGUUCGAAUAAAAUCGAUAAGGCUGAAAAGAACGCGAAAUCACUGCACAAGAAACGGUUUCCGCUGUCGUCGCCGUUUCGUAUACCUUAUUACAAGAAAUUUAGGGACACGUUAAUGUAGCGAUUUUGAAAAAACCCUUUUUAGCUGCACCUCAAUUUUUUCGUAAAUUUUUGGAGCACAAGUCUCUUAAUUUUCGCGAUUUUACGAACUGAAUUAAACUUUGGCGCAUUAAAUAAAGACGACAAAUAGAACAUCUAUGUGAUAACAUCAUAAACGUCAAUAACUUCAUUUAAAUCAAAAUCAUACAACGUUCUUUGUGAAAGUGACCAGAUGGCGGAAUUUCGUAUUGUACUCAGUUUGAUUUAGAGGGGAUUUAAAUUUGGGACUGGGUAUUUUGCGAGUUGCGAGUUACGAGGUGCGAGGUGCGAGGUGCGAGGUGCGAGUAAUGGAAAGUUGACAAACUGCAGUCUGUCUUUUCAGUCAAUCCGUUUCGAAAGUUUGUUGCUUCGUAAAACGUGAGGUACAUCUAGCUUGUGACUAGGAAAUAAGAAGCUGUCAAACGAUCACGUACUUGCCGUCCGACAAGAUAAAAAGUUCAAAAACAGAGCUGACGCUUUCUGUAGUUGGGCGUCAGGCGUAAGACGUUCAGCAUCAUGAUUCUUUUCUCGCGAUGAGGGAAUGAUGAAUGCUGACUUCGCGUUAAAUCUAGUGACCGGUAAGGGAUCGAAUGCCUGGGUACUAAACGGGAUAUACCUGAAAAUUUUAAUAACCACUUAUAUUAACCACGCUUUUUUUUUCUUUUGCUAAAACCUCUCAGUUAUAUACUCUGCCAUCUGCGCCUGCUACAUUUUCUGCCCUAUAUCCAAAGGGCUUUACUAUUGUCCGGCUUGCGCCAUUGUUAUAAUUAGCAUUUACUGUGACAGUGUGUGUGUGUUACGACUCUUUGGUCUCCUUGCUGGCUCGCUCUCAACCAAACUGUUAUGAUUGGAAUCCAUUAUUCCAUAUUUGAUAAGAACAAAUGAAUCACCGCACUGCACUUCACUGAAUAACAAGAACAUUUAUUGGCGUUUAGUAAAAGAAAAACACAUAUUGUUAAACUAAGAAUAUUGAAACAAUAGGGAAACUCGAAAAUGCUGGCAAGGAUAACAGAAAAAAAGGAGAGAGUAUCGUAAAAAAUCCGCGAAAUAUUCCGUAAGUGCUCGCGACUCUAUAAAGUGUUUUCGCAGCGGCUGUGUUGGAGAAUUAAAAUAAUAAAAAAUAUUUCCAUAAAAAUGAAUUUUACAAUAAAUCGGAGCGAUUUUCAACCUCAAUAAAGAAUUAAAACUCUAACAAUCGACAUGUGGUGGGUGAUUACCAUAAGCAAUUCAACAAAAUAUCAGCGAUUAUUUUAUCUCAGAACUUCUCAGAGGGUGAUUCACUUUAGCAAGCAAAUUUUAAGCUCUAUUAAUAGUAUAUAAACAACAACGACGAAGAAGAAUCUUAACAAAAAUUAUUCGUAGUAUGAGCAGAUAACCUCCGUUUGCAUUGUACACUUAAUGUCAGAUCCCAAGGGAAACAGUUAGUUUUGUUUUCCGAGAGUCCUGAUGUUUCACGAGACGAAGUCGAGGGAAACAUCAGGACUCGAGGGAAAACAAAACUGACUGGUUUCCCAAGGGAUCUGACAUUAAGUGUUUUGUUAUAUUUCUAGAACUUUCACUUCAACAGCAACAAAAGAAUAACCGGAGCGAACGAAAACGAACCAAAACAGUCGACUCGAUACUUAUAACAACACAAAUUUAAUUCUCAAAACCAGUGACUGAAUGAUUUACAAACAAAAGUACUUUCCUUAUAUCAUCUGCAUCUUUUUCCUCCACUAGCUGCUGUUUUUCUUCUGGGAGCUUCUGGCAUAACUUUUUCGAGGCUCCGUGAUUGUAUUGUUGUGUUCAUUCACGAAAAAGAAAACCGGCAGGACCUGGCGGUGUUAGUCUGAGUAUCAGGCCUUCCUUCCAUCUUUCUCCUUUUCCCCAGAAACGCCUGAUACUCAGGCUAGGCGGUGUUUUUCCCGACUUCUGUCACGCCACUUUCCACCAUGCUUUGAUCACGUGCUGCAAUGUAUCCCGAGCGGGAUACAUCAGAGGAAAAAUAAGACGCGAACUUUCUGUAAAAACGGCACAUUUCGUCUAAAAUAAGACGCGUCUUAGAGCGGUUUUCACUUGACUGUCGAAAGGGAUUGGUUUUGGUUUUGGUUUUGGUUUUACUACGCCCUUUGGUUGGCUAGUGUAUUUACUUUGGUUUUGGUUUUACGACAGUCAAGUGAAAACCGCUCUAUUAGAUAAGACAUGCUCGUAUAAAUGGUACAGUUCGCGUCUUAUUUAAGACGCGUCUUAUUUUUCCUCGUAUAAAUGGCCCUAAUAUGUUAUGUCGUACAGCUAAAUCAACAGAGAUCGUAGUUCAUAAAGUCACGACACUUUUAACGUCCGAUUGUCGACUAAAACGUUGAGACAAGGAGAACUCGUUAUUUAGCUCGGAUAACCUUCAAGCUUUUUCAGUUCGUCUGUUUUCAAAAUUUAAACUUACUGUCUGAAAGUUGUUUCAGGUCCAGGGCGGUCGGACCAAGUACGUGAUCGUUCGACAGCGUUUUAUUUAGUCGCAAGAUGUACCUUUUAAUUUCUUUAAAUUGACUGAAUAGACAGACAGAAGCUGAGCUCGUCAAUUUUUCUUUAAUCGAAACUCCACAACUCGCAUUCCACGCACACCUAUUUCUUACAUCAAUACACUGAUGUAUUUCUUUGAGCUUUGUUAUUUUUCGCUCACAAUUCCGAAAAAGCUUAUCAGAAUAUCUCCUCUUGGAAACGUGACCUUGACUAGAUUUUUACUCCAGUUUGUUGUCUUCCUUUGCCCACUUUAUAUUGAAUCCCGGAACUGAACUAUUGGAGUGUUUUAAUUAUUUAUUCAGAAUAUUUUUCCUUUUUUGAUUGCCAUAAAUACCUUGUCUAAUUCUGGCCGGGGGAGAAGCACGGCGCGGUGGCUCAGCUGUUUCGGCAGUGUGGAACUGGGUCCGAAUGCAUAAAAGCUGAUACGUACGACGUUAGACGUAUGUUUGACGUUGUUAGGAACCUGUAGUGUCAUCUACGCCUGACUUACGCCAGGCGUUGACGAAGGUUGCACCAAGAACACGUUCCGGCGGGCACCAUCGGUUGCAGUAUAUUUGUGAAGUUUUAUUUUUACAUAUUUUUGAGUCCUAAUUUCGUCCUCGUUUCAAAAUGGCACAAAACGUAAUAAGCACCAAGAGAAAAUGAUAGUCACGGGUGCGGUGUAACUCCGUUUAUGCAACCGGCCUCUGGAAAAAAUGGAGCAGUACAUUGAACACGUUAUGCGAAUACUCUUCUAGAUCAGAAUAAACAUCCCUUCAUAUCCGUUGAACUGUUCUGUUCUGAACUGUUCAUAGAGGUAAGCAUGUUUAGAGGUCGGAGAUAGUUUGAAUGAAUAAUAAACAGUUAUUGGAAUGGGUUCGGUUUUUUUUUUUUAGCUUGGCUGACUUAGCUUAGUUUAUUAAUUGGCUAACUUCGCUCCUACUGAGCAAGUACGACACUUCUUAUUAUAUUAUGCUCAAGGACUUAGAACUGGACUGAAGAAAUAAAAGAGCAGACCUUAUUUAUUUAUUUAUUUAUUUAUUUAUUUAUUUUUGUCAUCCCAGUUCCCAAACUCUUUCAGGAAGAAUUGGGAAAAGCGGCACUUCUGAGCUAGCUUGUUAAAACUUCGAUUCAUAAACUAAAACUGAGAUCUUUGUAGCCCGUUCCAGGCCUGUCUCACCUCGUUUUCCCAACUCCACGCUCUACUAUCUGAGCUCGCCUAGAAUAGGCUAAGAUCUUUAGGCUUCUUUUGACGAAUUUAGUAACAAGAUGUUCACGCUAAGAAGUCUGGAAGUUUUCAACUUUCCAGGAUCACUUCAAAAUGUGAUUUAACGUCAUGUUCGUGGUGACAUAAUUAUGUAAACUGAAACUAAAGACCUACAAAGUAAUAAACGGAGAUAGACAUAUAAAAUAAACAUUUCUAAAUUUUUACUGAAGUGGAAUACAUAAAAUUUUAUCAUUAGCUCGGUCCACACUGUAUAAGAAAGCUGAAGCUAUUUCAUUUUCAAUAAACAUCUUGUCGAUAAAUUAAACAACGAAAUAAGUCAUAUCUUCAAAUAAUAUUAACUUUCAAAUGCUAAUGAUUGUGAGGUGGCGUCUUUGUUUCCAAGCUAAAAACAUAUUUGCAAUAAAAUAUGAAAAAAAUAUGUAACUAUGACGAACUGCGUAGCAUCCGAAAUGAAAUCAAACUAUCGCAUAUUACUUAUUUAAUUGGCUUACCAUGAUUUGAAGUCUCAAACCGAAUUUUCAUGUGCUUUAUGAAACAGAGUAAAGAAAGAAAACUGAGAAUAUAACUUGUAUUGCAGCUGUUUUUAAAGGCAGAAUAUUUGCAUAUCUCUCACCCAUACUUCUGAAGAUAGAAAAUAAAUUACACUUUUGAGUAACAAAUUAAGCGAUAGGAUGCUUAGGAAAUGGAGAUUAAUCAACUUAAAAGUUUGAAGUGCAAAGAAUAAAUUUGAAUAUAUAAAAAAAUAAUUGUUUUGAAACGUUUGCUGACAAAACGCCUUCCCGUUAAGUGAACCGUGGCAAAAUGCAAUAUUUUCAAGUGUUUUCUAGUUCCAUAUCGAAAUUUUCCAUUACGCUGGUAAUUUUUAAUCGAUGAAAUCUCACAAAAGAAGCAAGAAAAGAGCAUUCAGUCUUCCUGCAGUGUCAUUCAAGGUUGGCUUCUUAAUUUGUUUUUGUUUUCACUCCGAGUAACGAUUUCUCAUGCAAUCGAUAACUCGCUUGAUUUUUACUGUAGACUGGCAGUUAAGCCGAAAAAAGUCUGUGUGUCGAGUUUGGGAAAAAUUAGUGGAAUAUUGAAAAUUUCAAAGGUCUCCUCGUGAAAUAAUAUUCAACCAUCAAAAUGCCUGACAGAACCUAUUUUCGCAUUAAUUCGGGUUUCUCUCUACAGUCAAACACAUCGUUUCCCUUGUGAUGUUUAUUUAUAAUUUUGGAAAAUCACUUUCUUCUUUGUUUUCAUUUGUAUUUCGUGUGUCGAUUUAUUUGUUUUCCAUAGCUGUCGUAGCCUGUACAUCGCUGUACUUUGUUAGGCAAAUCCUUGGUUAAAAUUAGCAGCCUGAUCGUGCAAAAUAUCUUUAAAUAAUGUUUAACCUUCUAGCUCUCAUAUAACAUGCUAGUAAGUGUGAUAUGGGUGUGGCCGGCUCCUGCUCCAUAUCAGAUCAAGGGAUAGUGAAUCACGAUAGUUAGACAACUUUGCCUCUGGUAAAAUUUUGAUCCGAUCUCGAGAGAAAAGGACGCUAAUUUUAGUGCGUCUCAAAGCCUCGUUUGUCGUGUUUCUUUCCUUUAAGUCUCGGAUUUUUAAACAUGGGUCUCGGCAGGAGUCUCGCCGUUCACGCCACCUCUAGCUAAAUUAAAUGACCUGAAUCAAAUUAAUAAUCUGGUAUUUCGACAUUUCGGAUUCCGGAAGCCGGAAAAUUUAAGAAGAAGAAGACGCUUUAUUUGUUUACAUUCAAAAUAAAUUACAAAUACAGACCUGCAAAAUAGCAGAGCUAAUCGAGGCAGGUAGUAUGGAGACGUGUCUAAUACAUUAAAUACAAUCUUAUUCUAAUGACAUAAAGAUAUACAAUAAUUACGAAAUUAAAUUUUGCUUUUGGGAUUCGGAAUCCUGCGCUUUGGAAUCCAGAAUACAGCUCAAACCGGAAUCCGGAAUCACUCUAACGAUUGGAAUUCAGGAUCUAAGUUGCACUGACCAAGAAGCCGGCCGGGAUCCAGCACCUGGCUGAUCCGGAAUCCACGGCGUGGAAUCGACUCUCUUGGAUUCCCAUACAUGGGGCAAGCCAUAGGAGUAGCUAUCUUAACGUGUCGUUUUCGUUUUGCUUUAUUUCUUAGCAGGGUGAAAAUAUUGGAAACAAGUUUCUUCUUGAGUAUCCAUGUCCUGCAACAGAACGUUACAAAUUGUUAGUGGUGGGAGAUGAUGGAUGUGGGAAGACGAGUCUGCUCAACGCGCUUGUCAAGAGCGACUUUGAUGUAAGUGUUAGUCUGUUUAAUAUCAAAUUGCGUUUUCUACCCUUCUAAUAGUGGAAUGGAGGGAACGUCGUAUACAGAGUACGUUUUCGCAAUUUAGAAUACCAUUUAGUCAUUCCAACUUCUGCUUCUAUAGAUUCCAGUGAAGAAAGUUUACCGUGGUUAGAGGGGCUAUGUCACUAGGAUAUUCCCGUUUUAGGUCGAUUCUGUGCUGAAGUCGUUACUUUAAUUGCCAUUUACCCAAACACAAAAUGUUCCUGUAGAGUAGGAAGAAGAUAGCAAACAAAUUUCAUCAUAAUUUUUUUGGUGAUCGAAUUUUUUCAUGCAUAGCAAAAAACUUGAAAAAGUUGGCGCAACUUUUUAAAGUUUCAAUCCAUGCCUAUCACUGGCAUCCGUCGCAACAAACGACAGUAAACAGUUUCAAUUCUUGAAUACAAUCUUAAAUAACAAAACUGGGCCAUUGUUUUUGGAAUUUAAUCGAUGCGAAGACACCUAUAAGCUUUUUUUUCAACAGCGUGACAUAGCCUUUUUUACUCAAGUUUAAAAUGACUGUAAACGUCAACGCUAGUGUGACCUUUUUGUAACCAUAGGUACCAACCAGAAAGGUGGGUAUAUUUCUGGUCUAUCUGUAGGAAAACCUUGUAUAUUUUGUGAACAGGAUCCCUUUGAGGCGUUUGAAUGGAAAUAAUUUUUCGAUGACUAUUUAGUCAGCUAACUAGGAGUAAUCAGAGCUUAGGAGAGUGCUUUCGAUAUGUUUGUAAGGCGUAUAGGUAGCAGUUGAGGAGGAAGGGUGAAUAGUUAUAUAUUGCGAUAGAUUAAGCCCGGUUUCCAUAUGAUCGCUACUAUCGCUGAGAGAAAAAAGUUCAGCGAUCGUAACGACAACAAUCGCUGAGAUAGCACUCUUUAUAUCUCAGCGAUCGUUGUCGCUGAGAUCUCUGCGAUCGCUGGAGAGUGGUUUCCAGAUGAUCGCUAUUAUCGCUGCGAUCGCUAAGUUUUUUUCUCAGCGAUCACAGCGAUGGUAGCGAUCAUAUGGAAACCGGGCUUUAAUUUGAUCAUGGCAUAUUUUAAACGUAAGGGUUGCUUACAGCGAAACCUCUAUUUAAACUGUGUAUUAUUAUGAAGAAGCCUUAAGGGCUAGUAAUACACCCAAUAAUGCACAGAUCACCCAACAGAAAUUAGGGGUUGCGUUCUCGUACCUCGAUCGCAGAAAUGCUAUACAACAACUUUAAUUUGAACUGUUUUUAAGUGUAUCAUUGCUCUGUGGUUUCUGAAAUUCAGCACCAAUAAAAAGGUAAGAAAAUUACAAUAAAGUUUUCAUAAAAUUUAACUUACAAAGUAUGCAGCCAACUAAGGAGUUGUAGAAAGUUCCUUUAAGUAGUGUUUACUUUUUGUCCUUUGUAGGCAGAGGAGACGAUAUCUUGCAUUUUUGAUGAGUGUGUGGCGGACGUUAUAACGGAAGGAAGUAGAAUGGAAUUAAUGCUGUGGGAAUUAUCUGGUACGAAAAGUAUCCAUAUUGGCCACCACUAGCCAUCUUCUCAUAACCGUUACUUUCUAGCUCAUUUUCUGAACUGAUCUUGCUCCUCGGCUCAUUUUUCUGGUCAGUUCCUCAUUUUUUGAUAAAUUAUAACCAUUAUAAAUUUUAAAUGACAAAUAUUAAAUAAAUUCUAAAUUAUGAGUUUUAAUUAAUAAUUGGUGUUGCUACAACCAAGAUGAUCACGAACUUGUGAAUUGAAUGAUGAUUGGCGAUAUCAGUUUUAAUCAUACCAAGUUCAUUAAUACAAUGCCUUUUUUAGGCCUUGAAGACUACGAGAGCAUAAGACGAGAGAUGUACAGAGAUUCUGACGUCAUACUGAUAUGUUUUGACAUUGGCCAUCCUCCGUCUUUACAAAGCGUUGUAAGCAAGGUAUUCUUAAAAUUCUGCUGUUGCUGCAGCCUUUAAUUUCCUUGCUUAGGUGCUUAGUCACCUUUUCUUCAUAUCUUACAGUGGAUGCCAGAAAUAAGUAACGCAUGCCCUGGAGUGCCUUACUUACUAAUUGGCUGUAAGAAUGACUUGCGCAGCGAUGCUGCCCUUCAGUAUUAUUUGACUGUACCAGGACAAGAAUCAGAAGAGAACGACAGUGUAACCAGAGCUAAGGUAAGUUUCAAGGAAUCUUACAUACAGCUUACUGUGCUGUCUGGGAACUGAUUUGAGUAAAUGAACAUCUCAUGGGUAAUCCGAAUGUUUCGUUCUUAAGAGGCAAGGCCACAAGCUUUUCUUCAGAUUUGGCAGCUAUGUUGGAGAAUGCCAGCAUGAACUCGACCAGGUUGGUAUACUUGUUGGCUAACACACAGUGUCCUCCAGUCUGUUAAUUAGUAUAUUGUAGAUUUUUAUAAUUUAUUCUCUCUUGUGACGGACGGUUUUUCCACCUUGAAACGAAUUUAAGGCUCAACGGGAACUCGGUGCUUGACUCACGAUAAAACUGGGGAAAACUAGACUCAAAUGGCAGCUCGCUUGCGGGGAAGAGCCGUCACUUCUCCGUAGGACCGGAAUCUGACCACUAACUGGUACAGCAGUAGAUAAAACAGAACUAAACUUGGUUCCAACAGCGUUUACUCUUCAGCGCAUCAAAAAGCAACAACUCGGCAAGGACACGGCGAAAUAAUCGGCGAUGUAAUCGGCGAUGUAAUCGAAAAAUCAGUAAAAGCUAACUUACUUAUAUAUGAUUUUUACAACCAUUGAAGACAAAAGAAUACAAUAGAAAUAUAAACAGAAAUCACUUAGAGUUAAAUGAAAACUAAAUACAAAUUCUAUUUUUAACCUGAAAUCUUUUGUUACUGUUGCUAUUUUAGAAAGUAAAAGUACUGAGACAAAGACCUAGCCAGGUCAGCAAAACAGCGUUUAUGCAAGUUCAGCUAUCGGCUGUUUAAACAGGAAAAGCGCAGACUAAUUGGAAGUUUUCACCUUAAACAAAAUCCGAUCUAUUUUUUAAAAUUACAAGACAGCAAAACCUUUCAUAUUCAAAAUUCGGUUAUCACCUCUCUUUAACUAACAACUUAAUGAAAUAUAUUUUUGCAAAUAAAUAUAACUAAGUUGCAAUUGGUAGUUAAAUCACGAAAAAUAGACUGAAGUCAAAUAAACCAUUAUUAAGAAAUUAAGUAUUCUUUCAAGAGUCAACAUUGACGUAAAAUGCAUAUAAUUGAAAUGAGAACGAGCAAUUACUUUUGUUUGUUAAGGAAAACUGUUGGCUUUUCUAUGAUUAUUACUUAGUGAACACAAACAAAUGAAACAAAGGAAAGUAAAAUGGCACCAGCCUUUUUGCGGGGCUAAGACCUCUUUAUGCAAAUUCAGUAUCUCAGUAUGAAUGACUAAGAACAACGUCAAAGCUAAUAUUUGAAAGCUAUAUAUGAUAUUCGGGCAAAUAAAGAAUUCAUGGAAAAUCUCUCCGUACACUCUCCAAGUUAAACAGUGAUUUUUCUUCUGCGUUUACUCUUGAUUCAAUCUUGUUUAACAGCUUUCCCUUUUGUUUAUAGGCUGUCUCUGUGGCGCAGUCAAUAAUGGCUCGUGAUUAUGUCGAGUGCUGUGCCAAAACGCGGUGGAAUGUGUAUACAGUGUUCAAGAGUGCUGCGGAAGCUAUUUUGCACAAGGAGGACGAAAAAUUAGAAGAGACUAAAUCACAAUCUGUACUUCGGCGGUUUUCGUGGUUUACUCGGAGAUCUUCGGGGUCUGAUAUAACUGACUGUCACACUGUUGCUCGUUCAGUAUCGGGAAAUCGAAGGCUUUCUUUGUUUUCAACCAGUUGACAGAAAAUGCCAAGAGUUCCAUUCUCACAAGGAAGGACUUGUUCGAUCUGUGAUAAUAUGGUGAACCUUGACGCAAGUUUCGUUGCAUGAUUCCUUCUAUUCGUGAAGGUUCGUACGUAAAGAUACUUCAGAAACCACCGCGUACGUAGGGAACAAUUACAAUAUCGUCGAAACUUCGAGAAUGUUUAAUGUAUUGCUUGUUGAAACAUUAGGUGGAAAAAUCAACUCGAUGCACGGAAGGCAUCCAAGGAACAGUAAGGGAACUUACAAUGCCCUUAGUCUUCUCAGUGAGUAAUUGACGGUGCGAAAGAGACAUUCAGAUUAGAACCAUGUUCAAUCUUGUUCCCAGCUUUGUUGGUUUCAUUUAAUUUAGAUGAAGUCAGAAUGAGAAAACCUUAUGAGGCGCAUACACCUUAGGCCCUGUUUACAUGGAGUGGGGGACCCGGUCUAGUGGGGUAAGUUUCUUAUGUUUUGUGCCUCCCAGAGCGUGAA
Messenger RNA from Porites lobata, 13456 nucleotides. Lineage: Eukaryota; Metazoa; Cnidaria; Anthozoa; Scleractinia; Poritidae. The record is from the annotation of a GenBank genome assembly.